AGAUACAUGCUUUGAACAUCUUCUUCAUCCUCAUAAGACCACUGCAAAGUAAAAAGCUUUUUUGAUCGUUUCUUCAUCAUCUUCGUACUUUAUCUGUUUCUCUAUCUCUUCUCUGUUUCUCUCUCCACCGGAGCUUUCUCUCUAUCUGGGGAUGGAGUCGACAGCGGCUCGAAAAUCCCUCCGGCGGCCGAGAUGGCAGUACCCACCAUCGACGAGGAUCAUCCAGUUGCCUCGAAGACCAUCUGUUCGAGGAAAGUCCUCAAACAGCGAGAGAAGACGAAUGAUGGUGGAGAAUCAGUUUUUCGAUCUGGAGAGCUCGUUUGGAGGGAACCAUCGCGGCGGAGGAGCUGCUUCGGCCUUUUCGGCGGCGGAGGAGCAGGAGAAAUGGAGGGUUGAAGCGGAUAUGCUGAGAGCAGAGUGUUAUAUGUUGAGGGCUGAGAAGGAAAUGGCGACGAAGAAGGUGGAGAAGAAAAUGGAGAGGAUCGAGAGGACUUUGCGUUCAGCGGUUCACGUUCUUCUCGCGGGAAGAGAAAGGAUUUCAGAAGGAGAUGAUGUGAGCAUUGUCUUGGAGGAAGAGAUAGAUCAUUUGGUCCGGAAACUACAAAAGCUAAGAGGGAAAGCAGAAGCUAAGGAUUCCGAAGCCAAGAAUGGAAACAAUUUAAACAAACAAGCUUCUUUCCCCAAGAGAAGGCUCGAGAGAUUGGAUGGAACAUCCAGUGAAAUUUGCCUGAGGGACACUCGGGAGAUGGCCGAAGCAAUUUUGUCAGUUAAACCAAAUCAACGUCUGAACAGAAGUUGCGUUUCUGACUGUGACACCAACCAGAUGGAGAUUUUAAGAAAGAGAAUGGAGGCAUUGUCGAAAGGGCAUCUCUUGGAAAGAAUGGAAAAGGAAUAUGGUUCAAUGAUUUCUCCGGCGAACAGUUCUGUUACUUGCUCAGCUUCUAGCUCUAUGCGUUUUCCGACUCAUGACGUGAUGCCACAAAUUGCACUUAAGGAAAUGUGGGCUCACCGGGAGAAAUCAUGUUCGGGGCAUUGCAAGGCGAUAGUGAAAAAUCUGGUGGAGCAAGUUAAGAUCGAGACAGAACAGUGGUCUCAAAUGCAAGAGAUGCUUCACCAGGUCAAGGAUGAGAUGGAGGAGUUGCAGACUGCCAAAAACUACUGGGAGGAUCGAGCAUUUGAUUCAGAACGUCUAAUCCAGUCGCUACAUUUAUCGGUGAAGGACUGGAAAGAAAAAGCUGCUCUUUAUGAGAAGAAAACGAAUGAGCUACAAGGAGAAGUAUCGGUCCUCAAAGAGGUGAUCAAGAAGACGGAAAAUGGCUUGAACCCGGAAACAAAGGAACAGAAACCGGCAGAGAAAGUCCCGAAAGAACCUCGUACCGAAACGAUAUUAGGCAUUCUUGUGCGUCGGUUAAAGGAAAAUCCUCGCAUCUCUAAUGAUCACGGGUUGAAACAGAAGGAUAAAUCCGGAGAAAGGAGAAGGGAAACUGUGGAUCCGAAAAGAUUGCCUUUGAGAGACGUCGGGAACGAUUCUCGGGUCAUUGGUCAGAGAAGUAAGCUUAGUUCUCCUUCCUCCUCAGUGCAGUCAUAUGCAGAGACUCUUCUUAGAUAGUGAUUCUUCAUGUUUUGUUUGUCUUUGAAAGUUUUGUCUUGAGAGCAUAUGUGUUUGUUCAGAGAAUCUGAUAAAACCAGUGGAAAAUAAGCAAAAAGAUCGCAACUUUUGGAUACAA
Tarenaya hassleriana is the source of this 1727-nucleotide messenger RNA. RefSeq lists its product as uncharacterized. The record is from RefSeq and is a predicted model, not a curated record. The transcript has 5 exons. Lineage: Eukaryota; Viridiplantae; Streptophyta; Magnoliopsida; Brassicales; Cleomaceae. Bases 152 to 1609 code for a protein of 485 amino acids.